GGCAGUGCUCGGCGGGCCGCGCGUCGGCAGGACGUGCGCACGAUACAGGGUUCGAAUCUCUUUGGAAAAUGGAACUGUGAACGUCUAGUCCGAGCGUGUGAGACGCGUGGCGUUUGUGUCGGCUUGGAAUUGUGAGUGGACAUUAUCGACCUAUAGUGUCAUGAUUGGUUAAAGUGAAAAGUGUACACGGUUCGAUUCUUCGAUUCGAACAAUAAAUAUCAGAAAGAACAUUUAUAACGGACAUUAAUUACAAACUAAUGGAUUUAUAGAAAACAUUGUAAAAAAGAUUGUACAAAAAUGAUCCAUAGAACAUCGUCUUCACGGCGCCGAAGAGCGUCAAGGAGUGCGGCUACUUCACCACAAACUCGAUCACCGAGAGCGUCUGCCCAAACAUCUAGAAGAGCAUCUUUAGCAACUACAGAAACUGAUGAUGAAAUGGAUUCUCCGUUGCCAGCAAGAAGUCCAAGGACUAGUCUCGCUCCUGACGCCGCUUUAGAAAUAUACCACCGAAGUCCGCGACAAUCUUUAGUUCCUCAAGAAAUAAGAUCUGCUAGGAAUUCUAUCACCCCAGAUACAUCACAACAAAUGAGGAAUACUCUAGCACCAAGCAGAAACAAUUUAGGCGUCGAAUUAGCAUACGGAUCAAGACUAAGUCUUAAUCCGCAAGACUUCAACAGGAGCCCGAGAAAUAGUAUCACACCCGAUGUUACGGCAAGGAGUCCGCGACGAAGUUUAGUGCCUGAAGGAACGACAUGGAACCAGCCACGCAACUCCUUAGUGCCAGAUGUGGGGAGAAGUCCAAGGCAUUCCGUGGCGAGUAUACAGUUAGAUCCCGCUAGGGGUCAGAAAGAAUUAGGGCCUAGUCCACGGACGAGUCCAAGAGGAAGUAUAGCUCCAGAUGUGCCAUUGAAGAAUAAGGAACUGCCUGAUAUAACAAGUAGGAGUCCAAGAGGAUCCAUAAUACCAGAUUCUCAGAGGAGCCCGCGAGGAAGCAUUGCGCCUUCGGAAAGGAGUGCGAGGGGGAGUUUGGUGACUAAUGAGAUCGAUGCGUCAAGGAUUAGUCCAAGAGGCAGUUUAACGCUAACAUUUCAAGAGCCUUUGGUGUCCAGAGAAAGGCGGGCUAGUGAAGAUAGUCAAACUGCUGGAACUCGUGGCAGGAGCAUCUCUCCUUACCGGGCGUCACUUAGCGGUCGUCAAAGUGGGGGAGUGUUGUCUGAUGGGGGUUCCAGGAGAGCUUCCAGCUCUGUUAGUCAGGUCUCCGGUGACGAACAGCGGCGUCUGUGUGGUGAGCAGGCCAAGUACAAUGAGCGUGGGGGGCUGGGCCUUGGCGUGGGCCUCACCACAUACGGCUCCGUCGGGUACCAGCUGAAGGAUGCUAACAUGGAGGCCUCGGGAACCGUCGACUUUGUCUGCCGAGCCGCUAAAAUUAUGAACAGAACCAUUCUUAUGACAGUAUUCUUGGCCAUCCUGUCCACGUUACCAGUUAUUAUGUUAAUUAUGGGUGUCCAAUACAUCCGCGACUGCCCGGCCGAGCCCCGCAUCCCCGUGUACAUGGUGGUGGGCGGCGCGGCUGGCGGCGCCGGCAUUUGCUGGCUGCUAUGGGCUCAGCUGGCCAGCAGGAGCUCCAACUCCUCAGCCAGCGUGCCUGAGAGAGUGCUGGCGUAUACUCUUACUGUGUUCCUCAUGGGUUGGUUCGCAUUCGGCAACUAUUGGACCCUGGGCAUCAUGUGGCCGGACUAUGCGCCGACGCUGUUCGAGCCGAACCAGUGGUGUCAUCGCACUCUGUAUGUCUUCGCAUUGACCCAGCUCGGAGUGGUGUGGGGGGUCAUUACCCUGCUAGUGCUGUUGCUCUUGGCUUUGGUGGUCUGCCAAGUAUUCGGCUGCGGCUGGCUGGGCCCGCCGCGGUACAAGUAGCAGCGGCGCAGUGUCGUGCUCGAGCUAUGGCACAGGAACAUCAACAAUACUAUGGACGUAGCCGGAGCCCUACUACCCUUCACGCAAGUCGUCAGACCAGAACUAACCAUCCACGUGCAAGAAGUACUGACCCAAGCAGACCGGGAAGCGUCUGACGCCCCCAAACCGAAGAUACCAGAAAUCAACGAGCCACAUGACGAUGAGAAAGCAACACCGAAAAGUGUAGUGAAAAGUCAGGAGACAAUUAAGAAGAGUUCGCCAUGAUGGUUAGUGAUUGUGCUACCAGAGAAUCAGAAACACGUGCAUUUUGAAACGACGGAUAGAGUUUAUUAUUUUUAAUCUCCAAAUUCAAUAAAGGAUCAUUUUAAAAUAAUUCAGUUUUUAGUAUUUCUAUUCCAAUUCAUUUAUGUUCAUUAUAACAUCGUUAUAUGAUUACAAUGAUGCAAGCUGCUUUGAAAAAGUCACAAGUUUAAUUGUGAGUUCUAUAACUGAUAUAUAAUUUAAUACAUAGAAUUAGUAAUUUUAUCUCUUCAAAUGCAUGUGUUUUAUAAACAAUUUAAAGGGUUAAAAUGAAGGACUCUUGUCACUUGUGUUUCACCAUGCUCAAGUUUUGAAGGUACAGACAGUCAUUAUAAAUUGCAAUAUUAAAUUUCAUCGUAGUGUUAUUACGUAGUUUGCUAUUUGUAGCAAGUUUUUCAAGUAAAUGGGAACAGUAAAAAAAAUGUAGAAUUUUAGAAAUCUGUACCUUUGUCUAGCUCGACGCACGAUAGCACAUCAUAAUGUGAUAGUAAUAGUAAUGUUAGUAACAUAAUAUUAUUUUAUUUUGCGGGAGUUGGAAGCGCUUUAUUAAAACAGAUUUAUAUCAUAUAGUUACUGUGGACAUAUUAUAUCUUCGAUUGAAUUUGUCAAUAGAAAAGAAGAUAAAACUUAAUUUUAUGUUAAAAUGCUGCUAACCCGCGUUGUAUAGACAUACUUAGUAUAGUUAUCUUAUAUGACACAACGAAUAUUAUACUAGUAUCAGUAUUUGCAGUAGUGUUUAAAAUUGUAAAUAAUUUAAAAAAAUAAUCGUAAUGAUUAUAUAAAAAAAUAUCAUAUAAUUGUAUACAUAUCCGAAUAUACGCUAUAAUAUUAUCGGAAACGUAAUUUUGUAUAAACUUUAUGUGCACACUUAUAGGUAUUCUAUAUUAUUGGUGUCAGACUACUUCGUGUGCUUUGGAUUUGACUCUCCAGAUACUUGUAUCUAAAAAUAUAAAUAUCACAUUUUAUAUUUAUAAAAUAUCACGGAAAUUUCAUAUAUAUUUACAUAUUACAACCUUUCAACUUUCAAAUUCUCUAACACAAUUCAUCCAAAACUGAUGAUCUGGAUCAUAGAAUAUUUUUUUAUAUUUGUUGUUUAUUUCGCAAGUUAAAAUAAUAAUUCUGAAUUUUUUAUUUCAUUUUUAAUUAUUAUCUUCGCCUUUUCUAUUAUGUUAUUCUCCUUUUACACAAUAAUUUAUGUCAAGUUUUUCCAGAAAAAUGACAGAUACUUUGCAAGUACUUAAGUAAAAUAUUAAUGUUAACAAAUUAAAGUUAUAUAUAUUUAUUUCAAAAAAUUAGAUAAAAAUAUCUCGAGUGUCGAGCCAAACAACCACGUAAUGCAUGGAACGGGCUUUAAUAUGAAUUUUGUGAAUAAAUAAUAUUUUUAUAGUACGAAUCUAUUUGUCAUGUACUUUGAUGUGAUUUUAGACGGCAAGUAUUAGUCAAAGCUAAAGUCUUACAAAUUAUAUUUUGAAUUGCAACGUGUUUAAAUAAAUUAUUAUACAAUCAUUUACAAAAAUUAAAUUUAUGAUCGUCCCAAUUAAAUAAAAAAUAAACGUCCGAUUGUGACCAAUUUUUGGAUCAAAAAGCAUUUUAAUACUAUACUUUUAACUCAGUAAAUAAGAACCAAUACAUUAUCAGGGAGAAAUUAUUAUUUUUUAAACGGUGCUUGCUAUUAAUUCUGUAAAAUAUAUACUGACAUAAUUAUUACAUAAAAAAUAUAUAAAAACUGGCAAUGCGUAUAGAAUUGAUCUCUACUAUUAGAUUGUAAUAAUAAGCAUUAGAUUUUAUUAAUAUAGCCAUUUCGAUAUAUCAUUAUUAACUUUUUGCUUUAUACAUUUUGAAAAGUAUUUCUAUAAGAUCUAGAAGAUUUAUCUUAAAACAAUAAUAAUAACGCAUAAAAUGUCCACUUAUGAACAAAAAAAAUACUUUUUUGACAAACUAUUCUAAUAUUCAAUUGUAUGUACCAAAUAACUAAAUUUGUCAAAUAUGACAGUUCAAAUAAAUAUGAUGUGAAUUGGCAUUUUUUAUAAUACUUUCAGUUUCAAAAUUAUAUGAAUAUAGAUCUGGUCCUGGGAACAUAGAUUGUCCGUAGUUAUUUUUAUAGAAACGUAUUAAAUAAGUUAAAUUCAAUUUAAACUAGGUUACAAUCCAAUCCAAAUUAAAUGUUUGCAUAUCUAUUACAUAUCUUUGAAAAAAAAAUGUCCAAAAAGAAUGUUUUAUUAUCAUAUAUUUAUUUUGUUCAUGAAAGUGAUGAAUAUCCUUUAUUCCCUAUCACUUGUUACAGUCAUAUCACUAUUGACUCAAAUACGUUGUAAACGGCUAUCAGGUAAUCUAGUUAUUAUAUUAUAAAUUAAGUAAUUAAUAUUAUUAUUAUAUUAUGUAAUUAAUAUUUUCAUUUAUAAAAGUGCAUAAUUUGAAAUCUAAUUUAAAUAAGAGAAUUAGUAAUUCGGAUUUUAACUUUUUUCUUAAAGCCAAUAGUUUGUAUAUAAAAUAUUCAUUUUUGAAAUGAAUCAAGAUUGAUAAAUAUUUACCAAUAUUAGAUAUUGCAUAUUUAUGAUUAGUGCCUAAGCAUAUAUGCGUGCUUGAUAUGACCACGAAAAAUAUUUAGAUCCCCUAUUUGUUUAUAUAUAAAUAGAUAUCAUAUAAUUGAAUACAAUUAUUGAAGACUAUGAUAAAAUGGUAGUAUAGACGAUACAGUUUAGAACAUAAAAGUAUGUACUUAUGAAGCAUAAAUUUUAGUGUAUUUUAAACUAUAAAAUAAUAAUAAAAAUGUAAAAAAGCAUUGCGUGUCUUUAUUGUAAUGACGAUUAAUAAAUGUUUUUUCUUUUUAUAAA
Molecule: messenger RNA, 5048 nt
Organism: Plodia interpunctella (Indianmeal moth)
Lineage: Eukaryota; Metazoa; Arthropoda; Insecta; Lepidoptera; Pyralidae
Exons: 9
Coding region: 298-1914 (538 amino acids)
Source: RefSeq, a predicted model, not a curated record